AUGCCAAACAUCGCUAGGAAGAUAUUCGCUCGCAUUCUCCUCAACCGCCUGAACCACCAUCUGGAACAAGGUCUCCUGCUGGAAAGUCAGUGCGGCUUCCGCCGUCAUCGUGGGACAACCGACAUGAUCUUCGGCGCCCGUCAACUGCAGGAGAAGUGUCAGGCGAUGCGGACCUACCUCUACUCUAUCUUCAUGGAUCUGACGCGGUGAGUCGCGAAGGACAUAGAAAGGAACAUGGACCUAUUCGCUGCCGCCUGCGACAACUUCGACCUUUUCGUCAACACGGAUAAAACAGUGGUUAUGCAUCAACCGCCACUCGACGCUGCCUACGUCGGUGCGCAGUCCAACAGCAAGUCGUAGACGACUUCACCUGCCUGGGCAGCACCCUCUCCCGCACCACCAAUAUCGACGAUGAAGUGGCCCACCGGAUCUCCAAAGUCAGCCCAGACUUCGGCCGUCUGCAAAACACUGAAGUGUGA
Messenger RNA from Spirometra erinaceieuropaei, 479 nucleotides. Lineage: Eukaryota; Metazoa; Platyhelminthes; Cestoda; Diphyllobothriidea; Diphyllobothriidae. The record is from the annotation of a GenBank genome assembly.